This is a messenger RNA of Anguilla rostrata (American eel), 1667 nucleotides long. RefSeq names its product tRNA-yW synthesizing protein 5 (gene tyw5). The transcript has 8 exons. NCBI's taxonomy places the organism in Eukaryota, Metazoa, Chordata, Actinopteri, Anguilliformes, Anguillidae. The record is from RefSeq and is a predicted model, not a curated record. Gene Ontology annotation, biological process: wybutosine biosynthetic process. The coding region runs from base 533 to 1576 and encodes 347 amino acids. Gene Ontology annotation, molecular function: 2-oxoglutarate-dependent dioxygenase activity; tRNA binding.
UUGGCAUAAAGAAGAUAUCAGCGAACAAAUUCGUUAACAUAUUAUCGACCUCGGAGAACUGUAUAAUAAAUUUUAUAAUGCAGUAUAAUAAGAUCUUGCACAGUUCUGUAAUCGGUCCUCUUCAUCUUUUGGAAGUGGACAUAAAAAAUACCGCCUGCUCAUGUAAACUCUAGCUUGUUACAAGAUGCAAACACAUAGCCUAUGUGUUGUUACCUACUAGUGUCGAUUUUGACCGCAUGCUUAUCUUAUUAUAUUAGCAAUACAGUAUCUUCUUAUUUAAUAUAAAAUAACUCUACAAACCAAAAAGACAGCUGCCUGUCUUUAAAUUGAAAAUUAGGUUAUGUUUCCGGGGGAACAUAUAGAGCAGACACUCGUAAACAGCACGCUGGACAACCUGCACCCGGGGUUUUCUUUGCUGCAGGGUAUCCGUUGAAAUGUACCUUAUGUAGUUAGCAACGUGGUUGCCAGGGUUCGCCCACAGCCGAUUUUAUUUAUUUAUUUAUUUGACAGAACUACUGGUCGGAUUGCUGUGAUGAUGCAGCAUCCCGAGAAAGUUUCGGUGCCCGUGUAUACAGCGGUAGAUAGGGAGAUCUUCCUGAGAGAGAUUUACCCAAUGCGCACUCCGGCUGUGCUAAGGGGUGUCUCCCUUGGGUCUUGCCUUGACAAGUGGACAGUGGAUUACCUUCGAGAAAAGGGUGGUGACAGAGAGGUUAAAGUUCAUGUAUCUUCUGUACCACAGAUGGACUUCCUAAGCAAGAAUUUCCUGUACAGGACACUGCCAUUUGAUGUGUUUGUCCAGAGAGCUGCAGAGGCCAAACACUCUGAUUUCUUCAUCUCUGAGGAGGAGAGUUACUACUUGCGCUCACUAGGAGAUGACCCACGCAGGGAGCCUGCUGACCUGAGGAAGCAAUUUCCAGGCUUGGCGGAGGACUUCUCUACCCCAGAGUUCUUUGAGCCUGAGCAGUUUUUCUCCUGCGUGUUUCGCAUUAGCUCCUGUGGCCUACAGCUGUGGACACACUAUGACGUGAUGGAUAACCUGCUGGCUCAAGUGAGCGGGCGGAAGCGUGUAGUUCUGUACAGCCCUCAAGAUGCAGAAAACCUCUAUCUAUCAGGUGACAAGUCGGAGGUUCUGGAUAUUGAUUCGCCUGAUCUUAAGCAAUACCCGAGAUUUGUGAAGGCCAGGCGGUACGAGUGCGUGCUUGAGCCCGGAGACCUCCUCUUUAUUCCUGCUCUGUGGUUUCACAACACCCUUGCUCUGCAGUUUGGGGUCGGUGUUAAUGUAUUCUGGCGCCACUUGAAGGCUGAGAGCUACGACAAGAAAGACCCUUAUGGGAACAAAGACCCUGUGGCUGCCGCCAGAGCGAUGCAGGUUCUGGAGCGUGCGCUGCAGGCCCUGGAGGAACUUCCGCCUGACUACCGCGACUUCUAUGCUCGUCGCAUGGUCCUGCGUAUCCAGAGCUGUGCUUACUCCCGCAAGUCAGAGGUAGCAGUGCAGGGGUUCAGCCCCACUGAAACACUGACUGCCAGCGAUUCAGAGACUUCAGUUCCCAGCAGCCAGAUCACUCACCAGGACUGAACAUUUCGCCUUAUUCACAUCAUGUAUCAAGAUAACCAUUACAAUUCAAAGAUGUCAGGUUUCUCACCUUAUUUAUUUUGAUUUCCCCAUG